Molecule: messenger RNA, 3018 nt
Organism: Pseudo-nitzschia multistriata
Lineage: Eukaryota; Bacillariophyta; Bacillariophyceae; Bacillariales; Bacillariaceae
Source: the annotation of a GenBank genome assembly
GAUUGUUCGUGGUCCAGAUUGCUCCCACUGCUGUUCRUCUCCAGUUUCAGCAGCCGGGGUGUCCAUGCCUUGGCUAACGCUUCUACCGUAGCCGUGUUUUGGCCCAUGUCAGUAUCAAAGUCACCAGCGGUUGCCGAUGUCGAUGUCGAUGCCUGUCGUUUCGGAACGGAAGCAGGACUAUUUUUGUUUGGUACUACUGCUGUUAUCGAUAGUAAUGACGACGAUGGUGAGUAGAUAUUGCUAGGAAGACAGUAUCUAAUACAGUGAUGGGUUGGAGAAUACGCCACUCGAGGAAAAGUGUACCUGUUGUUGCUACUGCAGAGGAAUCCGGAAAGCCUGCGGUAUCGACCGCCGUUGUUCCGUUUGAGGGCAAGAAACCCGGUGACGGAAGUGGGAACCCGUUUGGAUGGAAUCAAAACUCCUAAGCAAGAAUGCCAGUAAUAACAGUAGCAAAAACAGAGAAGUGACCUUUUCUUCAUGGCCGUGCUACCAGAAGAAGAACGAGGCUGAUAUCCGUCGAUUCCGAAAAGCGUGGGUGUGGUGGUCGGCAGGCGUUGUCUUCUUUGCGCAGUGGGUGUAGUUUGUGAUCCUUGAGGCUACGGCUUGUGAAUUCAAUUAGGUACGAGAGAUUGAGUUUCGACGUGUCAUAUUUCACAACUAGGUUAUAGCACGGUCCGGCGAUGGACAUAACGUCAUGCGGUAGUUUGUUACUAAUCCUUCAUACUUCACAAACAACCGAAGAUCUCAUCGUGCCGUACCAUACGGUAUGACUAGACGUGCCGGAUUUUUUCGGUGGAGACGAAAGGUGUGGCUUGAUUUUGAUUUUGAUAGACAACAACGUUUUUCCCGCGACUGGAUUGCUCACGACUAGACUUAUUUCGAACCACGACUACGACGACCACGGUUACGAGCAGGGGUUGCGAGUACGGUACGUAGUACUCGUACUAUGUACUUCGUACUAGGUGGUACAGUAGAACGAUCCCCCGGAGAUAAGAAAAUAGAAAAUCUCUCUGUUGUGCCCUAAUUCACGCUUAGGGUUAUAGAUUAUAGAUAUUCGUAACGAAUGAAUAAAGAGCCUCUAAAUUACUACCGUACUUCUACUACAGUAAAAAAUUGUAAUGCUUUUUUCCUUUUUCCGAAGAAAAAACAUCAUCUUUGUUGAGUGCUGAGCAAAAUUUCAGAGGUGGCUGUGUGAAGAAAAAUGGUACCAGGAGUACUAACCAAGAACCGCUGUUCGGGUAUGAUUCGAAGGGAAGAGCGAGAACAUGGUCUGCUGUAGCAMAAAAAUGACAGUCAACUGGGGCAAGUUUCCAGACAAACCUCGAGAGUAGACUUGGAUGGUUCAAAAGCACAAACCACACAUUACGACUAGAUUACGAUUCGAAGAGAAACGUGAGAAAAGACACCAGAAGCAAGACUACUCAAGCAAGGUUCCGGAGAAUCCUCAAGAUUGGGUUCUAUUCCUUUCGUUGUGACGGAAUCACACAACACAUAAUCAGUCGAGUAAGUAAAUUGUAGAAUGUAUGAAUACAGUAGCAGCUACUAAUCUAAUCCGUCUGGAUAAAUGUUCUUCUGAAUAGUAUGCAUUUUCAAGUUCUGACUAUUCCGUUUCACCGUUUUCAUCUCGUUCUUAACCCUUCCAUUCCUCCAAAGAAAGAAGGGAAACCUUGAUCAGUAGCUAACACCACAAAGAAGACGACUGCAAUCAUGACAAAGGCAACGAGAGUUUUCCAUCAACUAUUGUUUUGGUGGUUUCUCCUCCUGGAUGGGAAGUACCUCUACCAUCGCUUUGUUCUUGUGAACGGGCACGCCCGAUUGGAAUGCCCACCGCCCCUCUCUGGGAAAACGGGCGAGARGGCUGGUCCCUGUGAUUCGAGCCUCGAUGAUGGAUCGGUCCCGGCGUACCCGCUCAAAGCCAACGCGCUCAACACAAUCACCUGGCUAGAGUCGAUUUCCCAUCCUGGAGCACCGGUCCGUUUCGCCCUUUCCAAAGAAAACGACAUUGGCGGAUUUGAGACCUGUCUGCUGCUGGACCACGUCCCGCACGAUGCUCUUUCCCGACCCAAUUAUCGAGACGCGUCGACGUGGCACCGAAGCAGCAUUACGCUGUGGAUUCCGGAUAUCUAUUGCGAGCGUUGCCAUUUGCAGCUCAUUUCCGUCAUGAGUGACAUCCAGCACGGGGUUCCAGCUGAUACUAAGUGCAUCUACAAGGGUGCGGCGGAGGCCGGCAUCACCAUUGCGAGACAGAACAGCGACGACAAGGAAGAAAUAGAGAGUGACGAGGAAGAUAUGAUCUGUCCCGCAGUCUACCAUUCGUGCGCUCCGGUUUCCAUCAAUGGAAGUAUCCCGAGAAACAAUAUCGACCGGUGCAACACGACGCAAUUUGAGGAGCAGCUGGAUUGGCCCCUCACGCCGUCCGCCAACGCGGAUCUCUACCAACACUCGGUAUAUUUCAAUCGAGGAGACGUCGGCCUCUACACCGAAACAGACGCCACGUUGAUUGAAAUAGGAUAUCCCCUGACGGACGUGGUCUGUACCAAUGCACUCUACUGUGACCCGGACGUAUCCUUUGAUCCUCUUUUCAAAGUGCCUGAGAACGCCUUCUACACGUCCCUAGAGGGAUCGUGCGCGGCCGUGACAAAAAUGCAGGUGGAAGCCUACCAGUCGGGUGGCAUUCUUCCCUCUGUUCCGAAGGAAGGUGAAGAUGUAUCGAUGGUCAUUGUCAAAAAYGAUGACGUGCUCAAUGACGGAGGCAAUGAUGGCGUAGACAAUUCUUUUAAUACCGAUGCUAAUGUGAGCAACUCGGCACCAAAUGAUGGCAACGCCCAUCACAACGAUUCGGCCUCUGCAUCGUUUCUGCUUCUACCAUCCAUAACUUCUACUGUUGCGCUUGCCCUUCUGAUACUAGUUGGUUCAGCUUUUAUUUGACAGACUUGCACCGAUCAAUGGGUUUCCAAGCACAUGAUGCAUACUAGAAGCAAAGUAAAUUUGUUGAUUUAAUAAAAUGUUUAGUAGUUG